Messenger RNA from Arctia plantaginis, 4053 nucleotides. NCBI's taxonomy places the organism in Eukaryota, Metazoa, Arthropoda, Insecta, Lepidoptera, Erebidae. The record is from the annotation of a GenBank genome assembly.
AUGGCUUCGGUGAAAGUGGCUGUAAGGGUUCGCCCAUUCAAUCAAAGAGAAAAGGACAUGGGCGCCAAAUUGAUUGUCCAGAUGGAGGCCAAGAAAACAAGAUUGCUCUCUGUGAAAAAUAGCAAAGAGCAAAAUGACAGCAGCCGGGAGAAGUACAAGGACUUCACGUUCGACCACUCGUACUGGUCAUUUGCGCACGAGGACAAGCAGUAUGCGUCACAGGAACAGGUGUUCUCAGACUUGGGGCUGGACGUGAUAGACAGUGCUUUCGAAGGGUACAAUGCCUGCGUAUUCGCUUAUGGACAAACCGGCUCCGGGAAGACCUUCACCAUGAUGGGGUCUCCGGAAUGCCAAGGUUUAAUCCCCCGAAUUUGCCGGCAACUAUUCUCCCGUGUAGCAGCUGGUAAGGAGUCCGGAGCCUCCUACCGCACAGAAGUCAGCUACCUCGAGAUCUACAACGAACGUGUCAAGGACCUUCUAGCCACUGACGCUGGCCACUCCCUGAGAGUCAGGGAGCAUCCGAAACUAGGGCCGUAUGUCCAGGACCUGUCGAAGCACUUGGUGUCGGAUUAUGAUGACAUACAGGAAUGCAUGCAUCGCGGCAACCUACAUCGCACUACGGCAUCCACACAGAUGAACGACGUGUCGUCUCGCUCGCACGCUAUAUUCACCAUCACUUUCGUGCAGGCCAGCUACUUGAGACACAACAAUAUGCCCAGCGAGACUGUGUCCAAAGUGCACCUCGUGGACUUGGCUGGCAGCGAACGUGCAGACGCCACAGGAGCUACAGGACAGCGUCUGGUUGAAGGCGCUCACAUAAACAAGUCACUAGUAACCCUAGGAUCCGUUAUAUCCGCUUUGGCAGAGUCCAGCCAACCUGUUGAAAAUCGAAUACAGAAAGGCACGAAAAAAGUGUUUAUACCGUACCGUGACUCUGUGCUGACCUGGCUGCUGAAGGAUUCUCUCGGCGGCAACUCGAAGACCAUCAUGAUCGCAGCUAUAUCGCCAGCUGACUGCAACUACGGCGAGACCCUUUCCACACUACGAUACGCGAACAGAGCCAAGAACAUUAUCAACAAACCGACAAUUAACGAAGACCCGAACGUCAAACUCAUCAGAGAGUUGAGAGAGGAGAUUGAGAAGCUCAGAGCACAGAUAUCAUAUAAUACGGAUCCAAUAGAAACGGAACCAGCGGUCCUCGCCACUCUUCAACGGAAAGAAGCACAAGAGAAGGUACUCACAGAGAAAUGGACGGAGAAGUGGCGGGAGACGCAGCAAAUCCUUCAGGAGCAGAAGGCGCUGGGCUUGAGGAAGAGCGGGCUUGGUGUGGUGCUGGACUCUGACAUGCCUCACUUAGUGGGCAUCGAUGAUAAUUUACUCUCUACUGGAGUCACUCUCUAUCAUCUCAAAGAAGGCGAGACGGUGAUAGGUAGCGAGGAGUUGUCCCCCACGCCGGACAUCGUGCUGAGCGGCGCGGGCGUGCUGCCGCUGCACUGCAAGGUGACGCUGCGCGCCGGCACCGCCACCAUCCACCCCUGCGCCGGCGCGCAGUGCUGGCUCAACACCGUGCUCAUCGACAAGCCCGCCAAGCUCAGCCAGGGUUGCAUCCUCCUGCUGGGCCGCACGAACAUGUUCCGCUACAACGACCCGGCAGAGGCGGCCAAGCUGCGCCAGGAAGGCAGCGUGUCCGUCAUGAACCUCUCGCGCCUCUCGCUGCUGUCAUGGUCCACCACGGACCUGGCUGCCAGCACGGAGAACCUCAAUACUACCCUCUCAGACCUAGAGAGUGAGAUCAGAUGUGAGCGUAUUGAGGCUCAGAAGGCAGAGUUGGAGAGAGAAAGACAGCAGUUCUUACUUCAGCAGGAAGAAAGACAGAGACGGUGGCAUGCCGAACGGGAAGAACUGCUACAGGCACAAAAGAAACUGGAUGAGGAGCGGUCGGCAAUGGAGCGCGAAUACGCGGCGGCGUGCCGGCGGCUGUCGGGCGACUGGCGAGCGCUAGAGCGCGGCUGGACCCAGCGGCGCCGCGCGCUGCGCUGCCGACAGCGCGAGCUGGCGCAGCGCUCCGCGCGCCUCACCGCGCUCAGCGACACGCACGCCCGCUGUGCAGAGAAUGAGGAGAACCACGUGGGGGCGCUGCGGACGCGUGUUGGCGAUAAGCGAGCCGCCUUGGAGGAGUAUAUCAACAACAGUAUCAAAGAACUCGUGGCGAACGGAUGUAGGCUUGACGAGAGUUCUACCCCAAGUCCCGAUAGCCCAGCUUCGGAGACCAGCACUGAGAGUUUAAUGCACUUAUUGAACCAGUGCGAACCGAAGGUCGCUACCAGCAUCAAAGAGACAGUUGAGAGACACAAAAAAGAGCUGGUGGAAUUAGAAGAAGAAUUACAAUGUAGAGUAGCAUCUGUGGCCUCUCACCGAGUUAAGAUUGAAAGGCUACAAUCGGAGCUCGCUCUUCUCGGAACUCAGGAGUUGGGACUGAAACACGCUCUCGCUUCUGACUUAGGACCAACAGCUGUCCGAGACAAUUGCGACACAUCUCCAGUGGAUGGCGUGAAACGAAGCAAAUCAGAGUUGGUAUUGCGAACGCCACGUGAAGAUGUUCUCGAGCCUCUGUCGGCCGACGAGAGGGACGAGUACAGGAAUAAACGGAUCAAUUUAAGCUUGAGCUUGGAUCCUUUAGCCUCACCGAACUCCACUUUGAACACCGAUGAGACCUUCCAUACAGCUUCUUCUACUCCCAAGCGCUUCCCGGCAUGGGCAAUUCCUUCUCCAUCUACCGCAGACAGCUCCGCCCCCCCUAAGACUGAAGAUUCGGAGCCGCCGCCACCACAGCUUCAGUUCAGACUGGGACCUGUCCCCGCCGAUGAUAGCGAUGACAUGUCCAGUACAGAAGAUUAUCAUAAGCCAAGAAUAGUGGAAGGUCAGUCCUCGAGUUCCGUGGAGCGAUCACCAGAGGAACGCCAACAAAGAACCAAGUACAAAAGAAGAUUACCAGGCGAAGGCAAGCCCGGACGUCGACAAGUGACGGAAGUGGAAGCCCUAAGAGCUAUGCAGCGGCUCUGCUCUCGGAUAGCGUCACAGAAGAUGUUGGUCAUAUCAUCUCUGGAGAAUGACUGCUCCAAAGAAGAACUCAACAGACAGAUCGCGGUGCUCCAAGAACUGCAAAAAAAAUACGUCCGGUUAGAAAUGGCACUCCAGUACUCGUUCUUUGACAACCAGUCACGGAGGCCCAUGAUGGUCACUCCCAUACAGGAGACGCCGUCGCUGACGCUGUCCGAGAGCGACAUGCAGGUGGCCACGGAGGACAAUGAGGAACCUACUGAGAACGGACACAUCGUGGACCCUUUGCUGCACAGGUUAAAAGAGCAGGAGCUGGAGGGUUCAGACAACGUGUCGACCUCAAACGAUGAGCUUCCUCACGAGCCCUCGCCGUGGGACGACCCGCUACACAGGAACAAUCACUCCGCAGCUGAGAGGCGCGUCGUACAACUCAAUAUACCGCAAGAAGACCCAAUGAUAUUUCCUGGUUUAAUGCAUCCUAUAGACUUCAACGCAGUGGUGAGCAUCCCGGGGUGGGUGACGCGCGGCGCGGGCGCGUCCACGCACCACGAGUACGAGGUGCGCAUCGAGCUGGGCGAGCACGCGCGCUGGCUGCUCCUGCGCCGCUACCGACGCUUCCGGGAGCUCUACCUCACCAUGAGGCGCAUCUACGGACCUAAGGUGGCGUCCAUCCCGUUCCCGGCCCGCCAGCUGUGGUCGUCCGAGGCUGUGGCGCGGGCGAGACGCACUCAGCUCGAGUCGUUCCUGCGGCGCCUGCUCACCGUCGUGUCCGCUGACAAGCGCUGCCCAUUCUACGACAAGCCGCUCACCAGAGACACGCUCGUCAGUUUCUCACCAUUUUUUAGAAAGCCGGAGCUCGCCACGUUGCGCGCGCUGGUGCAGUCGGGCGCGGCGCUGGUGCGGCUGCUGGCCGCCGCCGCCGCGCUGCUGUACCACUGCCUCGCGCUGCUGCUGCUGCUGCUCUACCUCUGCGCCACGCGCCGCAGGAGGUAG